Messenger RNA from Coprinopsis cinerea okayama7#130, 5382 nucleotides. RefSeq names its product ankyrin repeat protein. Bases 1 to 5382 code for a protein of 1793 amino acids. The record is from RefSeq and is a predicted model, not a curated record. The transcript is spliced from 15 exons. NCBI's taxonomy places the organism in Eukaryota, Fungi, Basidiomycota, Agaricomycetes, Agaricales, Psathyrellaceae. Gene Ontology annotation, molecular function: protein binding.
AUGCCCCAGAACUCAGAAGCUCAAGCGUUUUUAGCCAGGAUCGCUGCGUUGCCAGCCGGACCUGGCGUCUCUCUCGACGACGUCCUCAAACCCUCGAUCGAGGAUGAAGCCGAGCUUCGUCGCUACUUCGCCAGUGAUCGCGGUAACACGCGUCUUUCCGACCCCUAUGUCGGUCUCGUCGACGUCUUUGAUGCCCCCGCAGACAUCAGACAGACGAGGGCGCGCGUCGUCGUUGAUGAAGUCGACCUCAGCGCGAAGCACGUUAUGCCCUUGAAGGCUGCUGACCGACGACCGGAAGGCGCGCCUGCGAUGGUGUCCGAUAUCGAUGAAUUCAAGAAGAAUUGGACAGUUUUUACGGAGGGGUCGUUGUCCCAGUUGAAGGAUUGGAGCAAUGUGGUUGCUGCCGGUGGUUCGGUGCUGGCGUGCUUGACCCCGUUGUCGGACAAGAAUAAGGAGUCCAAGAGGGCUAUUCGAAAGCAUUACCAUAAUGCGGCCUAUCCCACGUCUGAUGUUGAUCUCUUUCUUUGGGGGUUGACCCCUGAACAGGCUGAGGUUAAGAUUAAUGCCAUUUAUGAGGCUGUUCGUGACUCUGUUCCUUGGGAUGUCACCUGUAUUCGAACCAAGCAUACCGUUUCUAUUCAUUCUCAAUACCCGUACCGUUCUGUUCAGAUUGUUUUAAGGCUCUAUCACUCCCCGGCUGAGGUACUUGCUGGAUUCGAUAUCGACGCACCUUGCUUUGCGUACGAUGGCUCCAAGGUCUGGGGAAACCCGCGUGCCAUCGUCGCCAUGAUGCGCCAAUGCAACACAGUCGAUAUGACCAGACGUUCACCUUCGUACGAGGUCCGACUCGCCAAGUACGCUAGCCGCGGUUAUGAAGUCUAUGUACCAGACCUCGUUCGCGAUAAGAUUGAUCCCACUAUCUAUGAGCGAUCCAUCGUGAAGAUGGAAGGCCUUGCCAGGCUGCUCGUCUUCGAGAAGCUCAAGGACGGUGACGCGCGUUAUUCGUUCUUGGAGUCUCGCCGACAGCUUCGCGGACGUCCGAAUCCACUCACCAGGUACCACCGCAACAAGCGCAAGUACAAAGGUGAUCUCAAGGGAGAGAAUGCCAUCGGAGGGCUAGAGAUGAACGACUAUGAUGUUGCUUCCCUCCAUAUCCCGUAUGGACCUGGCUGGGAUGCUCGUCGUAUUGAUAAGCUUGUCUACCAAACGGACCUCGGAAUGAACUCCACUUUCAACCCUAAGAACAAGGGCCGGCGUCUGCACAGGCACCCUGCCUUCUUCGGAACGAUGAAGGAGUGCCUAGAGGAUUGCUGCGAGAACUGCCCUGAACCCAUCGACGAUGAUGAGAAGGAACUCCAAGCGAAAGAAUCCGAAAUGUACAUUACUGGCCGCAUCAAAUUUAUUGAAGAAAACCCUGGGCGUCAGAGCAUGACUGGGAGCUUCAAUCCCAUUGAUGUCGGCGAGUGGAGCGAGCAGGUCUACGUGAGGCAGGCUGAGCAAUUCUUCGCCGCCAUCGCGGCGAACGACAUCGAGGCAGUCAAAACCCAUCUGAAGAGCGAAGGCAUCGACCUCAACAACCGCGACCAUGUCGGUCGAACGGCCCUUCACGUCGCUAUCAUCUCCGGCGCCACUCAGGCCGCGCUGGAGUUGGUCGAUGCGGGGGCACGGAUCUCUGCGCGUAUGGCCGACGGAAGGAAUGCUCUGCACCUUGCUGCCAGGUUCGACCAACUCGAUGUGGUGAAGAAACUGCUCGAACGCAAUGCUUUGAACAAGGAGCAGGUUGGGAAGGAAGACGACGACGAUACGAUGGACGAGGAUAAGAAGGAAGUGGAUCCCGUCCGACCCUCUUCCGAAGAUGACUGGAGCUCAGACGAAAACGACGGAAAGGACGUGGAGAUGGCCGAUGCGGACGAUGAAGAUGAAGAUGAAGAUGCAGAUGAUGAGGACGGCGAGGACGGUGAAGGCAGCGACGAUGGCUCUGACACGGGGGAGUCCAAACCUGAUGGGCCUCCUGCUUCAGCAGCUGGAGAUUUACCCGAGGACGAUGAAGACGAACCCGACGUGUUCGAAAUCGAUGUUACCGACUGGGACUUUGGUUUCAGCCCUCUUUCCUAUGCGAUCCUUUUCGCCUCCCCCGCGAUGAUCGAUCUUCUCGUGGAAGCUGGCGCCGACCUCAACCAGGCCACCACCGCCAACCAUCACGGCGCUGAACAGCUUCACCCUCUCACCUUGACCAUUCUUCGGGACGAUGAAGACGAAGCCUGUGCAAUCGCUGAACGGCUCCUCAAGCGGGGUGCCACCUCCUCCACGGCAGACAACAAUCUCUUCACUAUCUUCCAUAAGAUCGUUGCAGCUAAGAAAACGAAACUUGUCGCUACGAUCCUCAAGGGCGACAAAAAUUCCUCCUCCGUCAUCGACUUCCCUGCUGUCAGAUACAGCUCUGUGUUCUUCCCUAUCGUCACGGCUAUAUGGAAAAAGGACUACUCGACGCUGGCAGUGCUACUUGCCCAUGGCGCCAAAGUCACCCUGGAAGAAGAAGACGUUUCUCGUGCUCGGGAUGCUGCCGACCCCCGAAUCCGUGCCAAUCUUUUCUAUUACGGUGUGACCAACUACCUGGACAAUUGCCACAGUCCCUUGGAGACUGCCCUCGUUAACCACGACGAUAUCAUCCAACUCCUACUCUCUUGGGGUUCCAAUCCCAACCUGCCUAUCAAGGGCGCCGUCCGAAACUACGCGAGCGCAGGGGAUCGACUUACCCUUGGCGACUGGGUCGAGUUCGCCAUUCAACAUAUCAACACGCAGAUCGACGCUUUGGACACAGUGGUUGUCCCCAAGAACCCGGAGAAGCAAGAUUCAGUCUCGGCUGGAGGGGUUCAGAAGCUUAUUGAAGACGUUGGCGAAGCCCGUCGAUUUAUGCGCGCUGGGGAUCAGAGCAAGGAAAAGGGGCAGAAAGAGUACGAGCAGGCCCAGAAACUCCAGCUUCUCAACGGCACGAAGGACUACUUGCUCGACGUUCAGCGCCUGUUCCAGGCGCGCUCAGCCAAGACGUGGAAGGAAUUGUUCCCCGAUAUCGAAUGCCUCCCCUGGUCGGUUCCAGGUGCCCCGGGAGUUGCCGUUUUUGGGGAGACUCUGACCACUAAUGUGGUGAAGUACAGAUACAUCUCAAACAGUUGGCGCGCUUCCGCCGUUCCUUCACAUUUGAACGAUGCGUAUGAUGAGCUCUAUGAAGCCUGUUUCACUGGGGACAACGCUAAAAUCGAGGAACUUUGCGUUCCGCCAAAGGACGGUAACGUCGACCCAAAGAAACCGCUCCUCAACAUCAAUGUUCAAUUCAAGAGCGGAGAUGAAGAGAAUUACCAGAAAUCUGGUUUGACUCCACUGUGGGCGGCAUGUGAAGGCCGACGGUGGUCAACGGCUAAAUUAAUCGUGGCCAUCGCGGCGGCGCAGUAUACUCCUGAAGACAAAAAGGAGGAAAAGGUCCAUUUCUCGAUUUCCAGGGUCGCUUUGGAGGACGACGAUUCUGAUUACGACAGCGAUGACUCUGACGCACAUUCCGACUAUACAGUCCAAGGAGACGAGGUCAAGUUCGUCGACAUUGCCAAAGCAUCUGGUUCCGUCAAGAGCGACAUUCACCCGAAAUACAUGAUCUCCCAGGCCAUUGUCCACUUCUGGCAAAAGCCCGCGAAAAGAGGUGAAGAACGGAAAGUCAGCUCGUCUAAUCUCUUGGGUAAAGCUGCCCUCAUGAACGAUCGGGAGGCCUUCUGCAAGAUAGCCGACCUGUAUCACAGUCUUUCCGAGCCCGUCGACCUCGAAUAUGGCAAGAUUCUCGAAAAGAUUCUCGCCGCUGAUGAUCCAGACAUCCUUCACGAGUACAUCCGCCGAACUGGACACGGACUUGACUUUGAGCAGGCAAAGAAAGCGACGGAACAUCUCCCGCAGAUCAUCAAUGACUCUAAUCGAGUUUAUCUCGGCCUCAACGUCCACGGAAAGAAACGUGCCGACCUUGCGAGAAAAAACGACCCCAAUGCGGUUGGGAACGAUAGCGAGAGUCCUCCGCUGGUGUGGCUAGCUGCCAAACAUGGAGCAGUGAAGAUCAUCGAGUACCUUGCAGGAGAACGCCCCCUUGCUGCCUUCCGACACCACGCCACUGCCGGUAACACUCCGCGAGCAGAGCAGCUGCGUCGAGUUCCUGAUCUGGAAAAGGCGUUGCCAUCUUGGUUGGGCUGGGUCAUCGACCAUGUCGGGGAGUCGCCUUUGACAGCGGCAAUUAUGGGCAACUCGAUAGAGGCGGUCAAGACCCUCUUCGCAAAGAAGCCUCAAUUCAUGAAAACAACGCUACACGAGAAGCUGAACUUCAUUGGCUACAACGCCAUCAUGCUGGCUAUCUCUAGAGGGUGCAAGACCGAGAUUCUGGACUUCUUGUUGGCGAAAUCGAUUUCCCCGGUCGAACGAGACUUGCCCAGAGGUUGGAAUGUUUUCCACUUCGCCGCUUUGAAGGGUAAUCGUCCCGAAAUUCUUGAAUAUCUUAUCAAGAAGCUCCCUCGAGAUGUCAGCGAGGUCUUGAUCAAUCAGCGAUCCAAGACCCGUCUUAACACUCCACUCCACGUUGCUGCCAAAAUGGGCCACUACAAGGCACUCGACAUCUUAUUGAACUUUGACGACAACCUUGCUUUGGUGCGCAACGUCGAUGGUCAAACUGCUCUCCACAUCGCUGUUGAAACGGGUCGAGCCAAGUCAACCGAGCGUUUGCUGAAGGCAACUCAGUACGGCGGUCUGUUCAUGGAGAACGGUAUUGGCCACACCCCAUAUGAGACCCUCUACCUCAAGCACUUGGCGAGUAGCCUUCAAACCCAACGCAAUCAGACCAGCUUUAGCAUUUCUACUGUUUCCGUGCGAAGGGCGUCACCCGGCCCUCAGCGAGUCGAUAUCGACUCCUUGGAGAAGGAAAUCCCUCGCCUUAAGGAGACCGUAGCUAGCAUUAUCGCAGAAGACCGGCCAGCCAAUUCCCAGAAAUUCGCCUUCGAUUUCGAAGUGUUUAUCAAGACGCUCGAGAGCCUGCUGGCUUCAGCCAAAGAAGCGAAGGCGAAGUUGCCCCCAGCGCCAGCAGCCAAAGAAAAGGAAGCAGUUUUCAGUGAAGACUUGGACAUUUCCAAAACUUGGCAAGUGGUUCAGCAAACGGUCAUCUCGAUUCCUAAGCAGCAGCGGGAUUUGAUCAAGCUGUUCGAUGUUCAACAAUCUGUGAAGGCCAACCUUGACAAGGUCGCACCGGCUGGUCGCAAGAAGGAUGCGUAUUCUGAUGACGAAGAUGAAGGAGCAGAGUCGAAGACUGGGCAUACCCUGCUGGAGUUGACCACCUAUGAUACGGGCCCCGACUUUGUUUGA